AUGAUCCAUGGGUACGACUAUAAAUUGGUGACAGUUUCCAACCUCGGCGAGAGACAUGGAACCUGGUCCAAGGUCCCAGUCAUCAAAGAGGCAUUGCGGCAUCACCAGUUUGUUGUCUUCAUGGAUGCCGAUGCAACCUUCCAUUAUCCGCAGCUGCCUCUGGAAUGGCUCUUCAAUUACUGGGACAUCACCCCCGACACCCUCAUCGCCAUGGCUGUGGACCCAAACGACCCCGAGAAUCUUGACGCACGGGGGCGUAUUUUCCUGAAUACUGGAUUCAUAAUUGCACAGCAAAGUCCGCGCACGAUGGAGCUUUUUGAAGCUUGGGAGUCCUGUCCGGAGAACAACGUCGGAUUCCCAGAUUGCUCUUGGUGGUCCUUUCAUUGGCCGCACGAGCAAGGGGCGUUUGGGACUCACAUCCGAUACCUAUUCAACCAGCCGGAGGAUGUGAAGGAGCUCCCCUGUGCCGAGGCCAAUGGAUGUCCUGACGUGGCUAAUACUGGGUGUAUCGGAGAGUUCGUGCAACACUGGUGGGCGCGAAAAGACCGAGUUGGCCCGGCUGUGGGAGAGUCGAUCAUACAAAACUUCCUGCCACAGCUGCAUUCAUUGUUCAAUCAACUAUCGCACAGUUUUGUGGACAACGUGGAUGACCCAUUUGGGGUUGGAAAGGGUACUCCUCCCGCUGAACCAAGUGAAUAG
This is a messenger RNA of Penicillium canariense, 699 nucleotides long. RefSeq lists its product as uncharacterized. Gene Ontology annotation, molecular function: glycosyltransferase activity. Lineage: Eukaryota; Fungi; Ascomycota; Eurotiomycetes; Eurotiales; Aspergillaceae. The transcript has a single exon. The record is from RefSeq and is a predicted model, not a curated record. Gene Ontology annotation, cellular component: Golgi membrane. Gene Ontology annotation, biological process: protein N-linked glycosylation. The coding region runs from base 1 to 699 and encodes 232 amino acids.